UCUUGCGUUUCCUUCUAGGAGCCAUGAACUUUCGCACUGUUCCCUGAGUAACGUCGCCUCUGCGCGCGCGCGCAUGUGUUCCUGAGCGCUGCGGAGACGCGCAGACAGACAGCUUCCUCUGGAUCAAACCGCAGCGCGCGCGCUAUGUCUGUUUCUUUACGCUUAACGCUCUUUAUUUGACUUGUCUUGUAGCCAGAGAGUUUCCUGGAUGCAUCUGUGGGAUUUAAUGGCUGUCAUGUUUAUUUACUGAAGAGUGUUUAUUUCACUGCUAUCAUGGAUACUAUCGGAGUUUCAUUUCUAGACCCGCUGGAGGACUAUGAGAUCAUUCAGAGGAUCGGAAGUGGCACAUACGGGGAUGUGUUUAAGGCAAGGAACAUCAAGACCUCAAAAAUGGCUGCUAUUAAAAUUAUUAAGCUGGACCCGGGAGAUGACAUCACAUCUAUUCAGCAGGAGAUCACCACAAUGAAGGAGUGCAAGCACAAGAAUAUUGUGGCCUAUUAUGGCAGCUACCACAGAAACACAAAGCUGUGGAUCUGUAUGGAGUACUGUGGAGGAGGGUCAUUGCAAGACAUCUACCAUGUGACUGGGCCCCUAAAGGAGAAACAGAUUGCGUAUAUCUGUAGAGAAACUUUGCAGGGUUUAAAUCAUCUCCACGAAACUGGCAAAAUUCAUCGUGAUAUUAAGGGUGCCAACAUACUUCUUACUGAGCGAGGAGAUGUCAAACUGGCUGAUUUUGGGGUUGCUGCAGAAAUCAAUGCUACUGCAGCCAAGAGGAAAUCUUUUAUUGGAACUCCCUACUGGAUGGCCCCUGAGGUUGCAGCUGUGGAGAAGAAAGGUGGCUAUAACCAUUUGUGCGACAUUUGGGCAGUAGGCAUCACGGCCAUUGAGCUGGCAGAGCUGCAGCCACCCAUGUUUGAUCUUCAUCCCAUGAAAGCUCUGAUGUUGAUGUCCAAGAGCAGCUUUCAGCCUCCUAAACUGAAAGACAAGGCAAAAUGGUCUGCAGGGUUUCAUAGCUUUGUGAAGAUGUGUUUGACAAAGAAUCCUCGUAAGAGGCCUACAACAGAAACGCUUUUACAGCAUUCCUUUGUUACACAGCUACUGACCAGAAACCUAGUCAUCGAGCUGCUGGACAUGGCCAACAACCCAGAUCUCCACCAGACACCCAGCAUCGAGGACAGUGAUCAUGAUGCUAACGAUGCUACCCCAGAUAAGAUCCAGUCCAAGGGAAAAUGUUCACCAGUGGAGAGAAGUCUUUCUGAGGAACAGUUUGAUCAGAUCAAAUUUGCACCUCUGAGGAGGAAAGAGACAGAUCCUUAUCCAGAUCUGGAUUCAUGUGAUGACUGGAGCAUUUCGGGUGAUGAAACGGAGUCUCCGAGUCUCUUGGAAUGUGUGGAAGAGGAGCUGCAGCAGAGGAACCUCACAGUAAAAAAACAGUCAUCUUUUGAGUGGGGGAAGAGGAAAAGUGGCUUAUUCAGUCCUCCAGCAGUAUCAGCCACUGCAUCACUUCCUCCCAGAAGCAAUUUCAGUGCAGCUCAGCAGGGCACAGAUCAAACCCUGAGGCCCAGUGUUACCCUGAAGUCUGAUCCAACACUUCGGCCCAAAUCAGUUUUGAUAAGAUGCUCGGCCAGUCAUGAUGUGCGGCAGUGGUGCAGUGAUCCUUGCGUUCCUGAGAAAGAUGAUCAUCAAGACGAGCAGCAAAGCCUUACUGCCAGCAAGGACACAGCUCUCUCUCCUGAGUGGAGCACAAUGAGAAAGAAAGCAGAAGAUUUGAGAGCUGAUUCUCAUGGACUCCCUCCUACCCCCCAAGUCCAUAUGGGAGCCUGUUUCUCUAAAGUGUUCAACGGUUGCCCAUUAAGAAUCCACUGUGCUGUGACAUGGGUUUUACCAAAAACUAGAGAUCAAUACCUGAUACUGGGGGCAGAAGAGGGGGUCUACACACUCAACUUAAAUGAGCUUCAUGAGGACACGUUGGAAAAGUUACUUCCACAGAGAUGUACAUGGCUAUAUGUCAUGAACAAUGUCCUCAUGUCUGUCUCUGGAAAGUCAUGUCAGCUUUACUCUCAUCGUCUGAUAGCUCUGUUCGAGCAACGUGGACACAUCCAGAGGAAACCGAGUCACUUAUCCCUCAGCACCAACCGCUUCACUGACCGAAUCAUCCACAGGAAAUUUGCAGUGUCACUGAAAAUCCCAGAUACUAAAGGCUGUCAAAAGUGCAGUGUUGCUCGUAACCCGUAUACUGACAGCACAUUUCUUUGUGCGGCUGUGCCCUCUGGACUCGUUCUGCUCCUGUGGUACGAGCCCCUGCAGAAAUUCAUGCAUCUAAAACACAUAGCUGUAAGUCUGCCUGAGCCUCUGGUCAUUUUUGAACUGCUGGUUUUAGUCACAGAUGAGCUUCCUCAGCUCUGUGUAGGUGUGAGGGAAUGCCAGCCAAGAAGUGAUGAACCUCAGACAAAGCAACAACUAAAAUUUGACAUAAUUGAACUGAAUGGCACGCCAAAUUCUAAUUCAGCUAGUGAAUGUGUGAGAGCAGGGCAAGUAACACAGAUGGACAGAGAUACAGUCCUGAUUGCAUUAGAAAAAACAGUGAAGAUUGUCAAUCUGCAGGGUGUCCCAAGCAUGGAUUUAGCCUCAGAAAUGGAGUUUGGUUUCCCUAUUGAGACUUUAGUUUGUCUACAAGAUAGUGUUUUGGCUUUCUGGAAACAUGGACUUAAAGGACGCAGCCUGCACAAUUGUGAGAUAACACAAGAAAUCACAGAUGAAACUCGAGUAUUUCGGGUUUUAGGCACAAACAGAGAUAUUGUCUUACAAAGCACCCCAACUGACAACCCUUCAUCAACCAGCAAUUUAUAUAUUUUAACUGGUCAUGAAAACAGCUACUGAAAGGAGAGAAACAACAAGGAGAGACAAGGGAACUAGAGCUGGAGAGAUGUACCAAUAUCAUUCUGGAGUAAUAUAAAGUCCGUCGAGUAAAGCCUUAUUUUCACCUGUCUGAAGUAUAAACCUUCAUGCUCUGUAACAGAUGGACAAUACACAUGAAAAACUCUUCUGUACUUUAGAUGUCUACAUAAAGGAAAAAGCCUGUUGGUCUGAGUGUUGCUGAAGACAGCAGUUUGUCACCUGCUGAUUGCAUUUGUUUCUUCAAGGAUAAUAUAACAAUACCAAAUCAUGUCAGCACUGACAAAUGCAAAUUUUAUAAAUGCACUGAAAACCCCAAAGAGAGCUAUGGAGGACUGUUUUAUGACCAUUCGUUCUGCCAUUUGUGUCCUUGCACCUUACUUUAUUAUGAAAUGGUUCAUUUUAAGAUGGUACACUAUGAAGACAUGUAUGAAGCACCAUCAGUGAAGUCACAUCUGACUGGAAUACAAACAGACUGAUUCAUAAUUGAUUUAUAUGACAGCAUUUAGUGUGAUGGAUAACACCUCUGCAGACCUUCAUGGAAAAAAAAAACACGCUAAAAGACUUGCAUAUUUAUUGAGUUAACUGUUUCUUAACUGCUGUUUGACUACCUGCUGAUAGUGGCACCAGUGGGAUCUAAUCCUCACAUAAUCUAUACUUAAAGCAACUGAUGCAACUGCA
Molecule: messenger RNA, 3576 nt
Organism: Neoarius graeffei (lesser salmon catfish)
Lineage: Eukaryota; Metazoa; Chordata; Actinopteri; Siluriformes; Ariidae
Gene: map4k2
Product: mitogen-activated protein kinase kinase kinase kinase 2
Exons: 32
Coding region: 274-2880 (868 amino acids)
Biological process (GO): protein phosphorylation
Molecular function (GO): MAP kinase kinase kinase kinase activity; ATP binding
Source: RefSeq, a predicted model, not a curated record